Molecule: messenger RNA, 1922 nt
Organism: Erpetoichthys calabaricus (reedfish)
Lineage: Eukaryota; Metazoa; Chordata; Cladistia; Polypteriformes; Polypteridae
Gene: creld1b
Product: protein disulfide isomerase Creld1
Exons: 11
Coding region: 174-1412 (412 amino acids)
Molecular function (GO): calcium ion binding
Source: RefSeq, a predicted model, not a curated record
GUUAUCAAGACGGAAUGAUGUACGCAUGCGCUCGGAGCGGAUGGCUGAUGGUCGAACCUUAGCGUCGAGUCGGUCUGUCAGGUUGAGUAGAUUCUGCGGUAUACAGACGGACGCGCAUUGUGGCUCGUCUGCCCUCUUCCGAGGCCGAGUCCUGCACCAGUCUGCCUCCCACAAUGUCAGUGACUGCAUCUGCACGUCUGCUUCUGUGUGUGGUGGCUCUGAGCUCUUGGCUGGGCCUUGCUGAGGUGGAGAAAGGGGAGCCCUGUGAGACCUGCCGACAGCUGACUGAAAACUUCAGUAAGGGCCUUGAAAGAACAGCCAACAAGAAUUUUGGUGGUGGGAAUACAGCCUGGGAGGAGGAGAAGCUGGCUAAAUACGAGAGAAGUGAGACGCGUCUGUUGGAGAUUGUGGAGUCUUUGUGCCAGAGUUCAGAUUUCAAGUGCAAUCGGCUUUUGGAGCAAAUUGAAGAACAUGUGGAGACCUGGUGGUUUAAAAAGCAGCAGGAGGCCCCUGACUUGUUCCACUGGCUCUGCAUUGACACAGUCAGAGUGUGUUGCCCCCCUGGAACUUUUGGCCCUGAAUGUGCAGCAUGUCCAGGGGAUCCAUCAAUGGUGUGUGGGGGACUGGGAACCUGUGAUGGGGAAGGCACACGCUCUGGAAGUGGUCGGUGCCUAUGUAACAAUGGCUACUCAGGUCCGCUCUGUCAGGAUUGUGCCAUUGGCUAUUUCAGGGGGUCAUCAAGCAAUCAGACCCAACAUUCAGUGUGCACAGCUUGUUACCAUGCAUGUAGCCGCUGCAUUGGACCCAAAGAAGAUCAGUGCUUGGCAUGUAAGAAAGGCUGGCAGAUCCACAAUCACAAGUGCAUAGAUGUAGAUGAGUGUGGCACUGAACUUGGUCGAUGUCCAGCGAACACCUUUUGCUUGAACACUGAGGGCUCAUAUGAGUGUCGAGGAUGUGAUAAAGCAUGUGUUGGCUGCAUGGGGAGUGGGCCAAGCCGUUGCAAGAAAUGUUCCAAAGGCUACAAGAUGGUGGGAGCAAAGUGCUUGGAUGUAGAUGAGUGCAGCCAAAGUGAACGUAGUCCCUGUCCCGGUCUGAAUGAGGCAUGUGUCAAUGAAGAAGGCAGUUUCCGUUGUGUGUGUGCAGAUGGCUUUAUGCGGAAAGACCAGAUCUGUGUGGAGAACCACCCGCCAUCCUCAAUAGAGAAAGGACUUUUUGAUGACAUCACAGACGAUGAGGUGCUCGUCCUGCAGCAAAUGUUCUUUGGAGUUGUCAUCUGUGCGCUGGCAACGCUUGCAGCAAAAGGCGACAUGGUAUUCACGGCAAUCUUCAUCGGGGCCAUUGCGGCUAUGGCUGGCUACUGGCUGUCUGAGAAAGGCGACCGGCUGCUGGAUAGCUUCCUGAAGGGGCGCUAGAGAGUCAGAAGUGCAGGAAGGAAGCAUUCAUCACAAGGAGGAUGGACACUGGGAAUUUACUUUUGGUUGGGGUGCAGCUUAUAAUGACGAGACAUCAGUUCAUUUUUGGGAGAAGUCCUGCACCUGCGAGGACCUCCUUGUCAAACCUAAUUUAAGCUGCCUUUUCACUACAGGAGAAGAUGGCUGCGUUGCAAGCACCCUAAGGACCUCCGUCCAUCCACAACUGUAUAGACUGUUUAGUUAAUAAUAAAGUGUAGGUGACAGCAGGCAAUCAGUCUGAAGGCAGGAGCACAAGAUCACCUCAUCGCUACCCCCCAACCCCGAGAAGCUUAACAGCACAAAAGCUGGCGUCUGAACCUGAGGACUCGCGGCUUUGUCACCCACUGUCUGUACAGCAGUCCGACGCCAGGUUCCUGCACUCUUCCUUGGGACUACUGGUGAAAAAUGGAGAAAAGUGCUGCACCUUUCUGCCAGGAGGUGGUGCUCCUGUUCAGUGACUGGAAUAUACGG